AUGGGUGUCAUUUACUACCUCCUGCACCCGAACCAGCUUCGCUCCAUCAUCCAAUGGAAGGUCUGGCACGACCCCGUCCACCACCGCGAUCCCUCCAAGGAAGACCCUACGCUGAAGUCUUGCUUUGAAUUCCUCAACAAGACGAGCCGCAGUUUCUCCGCCGUCAUUCAGGAGCUCAACCCCGAACUUCUGGUUCCCGUCUGCCUGUUCUACCUUGUGCUGCGCGGCCUCGACACCAUCGAAGAUGAUAUGACAUUGGAUAUCAAGGAGAAGGAGCCUUUGCUGCGCCAGUUUGAUAAGUACAUGGAGACGGAUGGCUGGACUUUCACCAAGAACGGGCCCAAUGAGAAGGACCGCGAGCUCCUGGUGCACUUUGACGAUGUCGUCGCCGAGCUGAAGAAGAUCAAGAAGCCCUACUACGAGAUCAUCAAGGAUAUCACUAUCAAGAUGGGCAACGGUAUGGCCGACUACGCUCUCAACGCCGAGCACAACGAGAACGGUGUUGCGACCAUCAAGGAGUACGAGCUUUACUGCCACUACGUCGCCGGUCUUGUCGGUGACGGCCUGACCCGCCUCUUUGUCGAGGGCAACAUGGCCAACCCCAAGCUUCUCGAGCGCCCCGCGCUCACCGAGUCCAUGGGACAGUUCCUCCAAAAGACCAACAUCAUUCGCGACGUUCACGAGGACUACCUCGACAAGCGCCGCUUCUGGCCCAAGGAGAUCUGGAGCAAGCACGUUGACACCUGGGACGAUCUCUUCAAGCCUGAGAACCUGCCCAAGGCUCUCGAGUGCAGCUCCGAGAUGGUGCUCAAUGCCCUCAAGCACACUGAAGAGUGCCUGUUCUACAUGGCCGGCAUCAAGGACCAGAGUGUCUUCAACUUCGUAGCUAUUCCCCAGAGCAUGGCUAUUGCGACGCUGGAGCUCGUCUUCCGCAACCCUGCCAUUUUCAGCAGCCACAUUAAGAUCACCAAGGGUGACGCAUGCUACCUCAUGACCAAGUCAACACAGAACCUCCAGAUUGUGUGUGAGGUCUUCAGGGACUACACCCGUCGGAUACACAAAAAGAAUGAUCCGCGCGACCCCAACUAUGUGCAAAUUAGCGUGCAAUGCGGCAAGAUUGAGCAAUUCAUCGACUCGUUGUUCCCGAGACAGGACCCCAAGCUGCUCGGAGAUGCGGCGAAACAGAAAGAGCGGGGCCAGCCGGGUAUGGAUGCAGGCGAAGCCUUCGUAUUGGGCGGCAUGGUUCUUUUGACCCUCUUUUUCGUAUCUGGUCUUAUGAUUGGAACUGCCUGGUUCUUUGGCGCACGCUUUGACUCGUUGUGGAAGACGGACAGCAUUUACUGGCCUGGCAGCGAGACCGGCGCGGCGACGCCGAUUGAGCACAAGGAGCUGUAA
This is a messenger RNA of Colletotrichum fioriniae, 1395 nucleotides long. RefSeq names its product bifunctional farnesyl-diphosphate farnesyltransferase/squalene synthase (gene ERG9). Gene Ontology annotation, cellular component: endoplasmic reticulum membrane. Gene Ontology annotation, molecular function: squalene synthase [NAD(P)H] activity. Gene Ontology annotation, biological process: farnesyl diphosphate metabolic process; ergosterol biosynthetic process. The record is from RefSeq and is a predicted model, not a curated record. Lineage: Eukaryota; Fungi; Ascomycota; Sordariomycetes; Glomerellales; Glomerellaceae.